UCCCAGGGACGCAGCCAACCCCUCGCACCCCCGCGCCCGCGCCCCCAGUCCCCGCGUCCCCGGCGCCGCCGGCCCGGAGCUGCCCGGAAGUCUCGGUUCCGCCGCCGGCGCUCGCCAGGGGAAGCCCGGGGCCGCCCGGGACCUCGGCCCGCUCCUCCGGACCCGAGAGGCCGCCGCACGGGCUGCCGCUCCAGAUGCUGCUGCUGCCGCCGCGGCCACCCCACCCUCGGUCCUCCUCUCCGGAGGCCAUGGACCCACCGCCCCCCAAGGCUCCCCCUUUCCCCAAGGCGGAAGGCCCCUCCUCCACUCCUUCCUCGGCGGCGGGGCCCCGACCCCCGCGGCUGGGCCGCCACCUCCUCAUCGACGCCAAUGGGGUCCCCUACACAUACACGGUGCAGCUGGAGGAGGAGCCCCGGGGCCCGCCCCAGCGCGAGGCGCCCCCAGGAGAGCCCGGCCCUCGCAAGGGCUACAGCUGCCCGGAGUGCGCCCGUGUCUUUGCCAGCCCUCUGCGGCUGCAGAGCCACCGCGUGUCGCACUCGGACCUCAAGCCCUUCACGUGCGGCGCCUGCGGCAAGGCCUUCAAGCGCUCCAGCCACCUGUCGCGGCAUCGCGCCACGCACCGCGCCCGCGCCGGGCCGCCGCACACCUGCCCGCUCUGCCCACGCCGCUUCCAAGACCCCGCGGAGCUGGCGCAGCACGUGCGCCUCCACUAAGCUCGAGACCCGGCUUGAGCUGCCCUGCCCCUCUCAGGGCCACGAAGUCUGACCCACACAGCGUCACUCACUCCCACACACACUCCCUGGCUCCGCUGAGGUUACUGCCUUACCCUGGGCCUCAGUUUCCCCACCUUCCAAAGGGAGGAGCAUCAUUCCUUCCUUACCCCCUUUCUAGCUGUGUGAUGUAGACCAAAGUCGUUGCCCCUCCCUGGGCCUGGGAACCAGUCGGAACUGGGUUCCGGUCCAGCUGUGCUGUGUGAGCCUUUGCAAGUGACAUGACCUCUCUAAACCUUGGUUUUCUGCUCUCUGGAGCGGUGAACCGGUGGUUGACUGUGGGGAAGAGAUGAUAAAGAGCACGGGCACGGUCUGGUUCAUUUCUGUAUCUACCCCCCUUCCGCCCACGUCCCCUACCCUUUGCUCAAUAAACAUUCCGCACUUCA
Macaca mulatta (Rhesus monkey) is the source of this 1156-nucleotide messenger RNA. RefSeq names its product zinc finger protein 580 (gene ZNF580). Gene Ontology annotation, biological process: regulation of gene expression. The record is from RefSeq and is a predicted model, not a curated record. Gene Ontology annotation, cellular component: nucleus. Lineage: Eukaryota; Metazoa; Chordata; Mammalia; Primates; Cercopithecidae.